CCGCCUCCUCUCCCUUCGUCCCCUCGUCACGAAAGGACGGGUGACGGGUGGUCCGCUUCUCCUCACCUUCCCUUACAUCUGCUCUUAGGGUUCGUUUACUCGGUCAGCGCCAGAUUUCAUCGCGUCUAUGAUUUCAUCUGCUUGUUUAGCUCAAAGAUUGCCAAUGUCGGUGAUGAGUCGUCGUUGUGUCGAUUGAUCCUCGCGGAGGCAUUCCGGCGAUUCUGUUCUUGGGUUGUACUGCGACCACCUAAGUUUAUUUGUCUCCUAUUAAUUAUUAGAAGAAGAGAUGGCUGGUUCUUUGGUUCAGUCGGCAGUUCUUCCUGCUGUCAUCAUGAACAGGAGCCACAGUCAGCUUCAAGGUUCUGGAAAGGCUAAAAGGGGUGCCAGAAUGAUAUGCCAGCUGCAAAUGCAUCCCUUAAGACUGCAAGGGUUUGCAGGCUUGCGAGUUGCAGAUAACUUGUUCUCUUCAAGACAUCGACAGGAUUUUCAUUCAGUGGUUUCAGGAUAUAUAACUAACCCACGGGGAAGACCCAGUCGAUUAGUCACCAAAGCUAUGUUUGAGCGAUUCACGGAGAAGGCAAUUAAAGUUAUCAUGCUUGCUCAAGAAGAGGCAAGACGUCUAGGCCACAACUUUGUUGGAACAGAGCAAAUAUUGUUAGGCCUUAUUGGUGAAGGGACUGGUAUUGCCGCAAAAGUUUUGAAAUCAAUGGGAAUUAGUCUUAAGGAUGCCCGUGUGGAAGUGGAAAAGAUUAUUGGAAGGGGAAGUGGAUUUGUUGCUGUCGAGAUACCUUUUACACCACGUGCAAAGCGCGUUUUAGAACUAUCUUUAGAGGAAGCUCGUCAACUUGGUCAUAAUUAUAUAGGAUCUGAGCAUUUGCUUCUUGGGCUUCUUCAUGAGGGUGAAGGUGUAGCUGCUCGUGUGCUUGAGAGUCUUGGAGCUGAUCCAAGCAACAUACGAACCCAGGUAAUUCGAAUGGUUGGUGAAAGCACUGAAGCUGUAGGUGCCGGGGUUGUGGGGGGAAGCAGUGGCAAUAAAAUGCCUACUCUUGAGGAGUAUGGAACUAAUUUGACAAAGUUGGCUGAGGAGGGCAAACUUGAUCCAGUUGUUGGCAGGCAGGAGCAGAUAGAACGUGUUACACAAAUUCUUGGAAGGCGUACGAAGAACAAUCCUUGCCUUAUUGGGGAGCCCGGUGUUGGAAAGACUGCCAUUGCAGAAGGACUUGCCCAGCGUAUAGCUAAUGGAGAUGUUCCAGAAACAAUCGAAGGAAAAAAGGUGAUUACCCUUGAUAUGGGGCUUCUUGUCGCUGGUACUAAAUAUCGUGGAGAGUUUGAAGAAAGAUUAAAGAAGUUGAUGGAUGAAAUUAAACAAAGUGAUGACAUAAUACUCUUCAUUGAUGAAGUACAUACAUUAAUUGGAGCAGGAGCAGCAGAAGGUGCUAUAGAUGCUGCCAAUAUCUUGAAACCAGCUCUUGCAAGAGGUGAACUGCAGUGUGUUGGAGCGACAACACUCGAUGAAUACAGGAAACAUAUUGAGAAAGAUCCUGCUCUGGAAAGACGUUUUCAACCUGUAAAAGUACCAGAACCAACAGUAGAUGAAGCAAUUCAAAUUCUUAGAGGGCUUCGUGAAAGAUAUGAGAUUCACCACAAACUCUGUUACACUGAUGAAGCUAUAGUUGCUGCUGCUCAGUUGUCCUUUCAAUAUAUUAGUGACCGCUUCUUGCCUGAUAAAGCAAUUGACUUGAUUGAUGAAGCUGGUUCUCGUGUUCGGCUUCGUCAUGCAAAGCUUCCUGAGGACGCCAGAGAACUUGACAGAGAGCUAAGGCAGAUUACAAAAGAAAAAAAUGAGGCGGUCCGCAGCCAAUAUUUUGAAAAGGCAGGGGAGCUGCGUGAUCGGGAGAUGGAGCUUAAGGCUCAGAUCUCAGCCCUAAUUGACAAGGGGAAAGAGAGAAGCAAAGCGGAGAGCGAGGCUGGUGUUUCAGGUCCUGUGGUGACAGAAGCAGACAUCCAGCACAUUGUGUCUUCCUGGACUGGAAUUCCUGUGGAGAAAGUCUCCACCGACGAGUCUGACCGCCUCCUCAAGAUGGAAGAAACCCUCCACAAGCGUGUCAUUGGCCAGGACGAGGCUGUCAAAGCUAUAAGCCGUGCCAUCCGGCGAGCUCGUGUCGGUCUCAAGAAUCCCAACCGUCCAAUUGCCAGCUUCAUAUUUUCUGGUCCAACUGGUGUUGGUAAAUCAGAGUUGGCAAAGUCACUAGCCUCCUAUUAUUUUGGCUCUGAGGAAGCCAUGAUCCGACUGGACAUGAGUGAAUUCAUGGAGAGGCACACCGUAUCCAAACUCAUCGGAUCCCCACCUGGUUAUGUUGGUUACACCGAGGGUGGUCAACUUACUGAAUCUGUUCGUCGUCGCCCUUAUACAGUUGUUCUCUUUGACGAGAUAGAGAAAGCCCAUCCUGAUGUUUUCAAUAUGAUGCUUCAGAUUUUAGAGGAUGGGAGGUUGACCGAUAGCAAAGGGCGAACAGUAUCUUUUAAGAGUACCCUCCUGAUCAUGACCUCCAAUGUCGGGAGUAGUGUGAUCGAGAAGGGAGGGCGUAGAAUUGGUUUUGAUCUCGACUAUGAUGAGAAGGACAGCAGCUACAACCGAAUCAAGAGCCUUGUCACGGAAGAGUUGAAGCAGUACUUCCGGCCAGAAUUCCUGAACAGGCUAGACGAAAUGAUCGUCUUCCGACAGCUUACAAAACUGGAGGUCAAGGAGAUUGCUGAUAUAAUGCUCGAGGAGGUAUUUGACAGGCUGAAAGGGAAGGAUAUAAAACUUCAAGUGACGGAGAGAUUUAAGGAUAGGGUGGUGGAGGAAGGUUACAACCCAAGUUAUGGGGCUAGGCCCCUUAGAAGAGCCAUAAUGAGACUACUGGAGGAUAGCUUGGCUGAGAAAAUGCUAGCCAGGGAGAUUAAGGAGGGAGACUCGGCAAUUGUGGAUGUCGACUUCGAUGGGAACGUUACAGUUCUCAGUGGUGGGACUGGUACGCCGGAAUCAACACCUGAAGCCAUUCCCAUAUAGAAUCAACAACAUCAUCUGCAUCUCUGUGGUGAAAUGCCAAGCUGCAGGUUACUAAUCCUUGUAGAAGCAGCAGGUAAAGUGUUGCUGCUCAAUUUCUUACACCGUUUGAUCUUCAUGUUUACGACAUCCAGUCCCGUUCCUAUGGCAGGGCAUUAAUAGGAAAAAAAAUUUCGACAAAAACCAGAUGGCAGGUUGUCUUCAAAAGAUUUAAAAUAGUUUGGACCAAAUUUAAUUGUUUUAGCCAAAACUGGCUGUGACACUUUUGUGUGAUUCAUGUUCUCAUACAUCUGUAUCUGCUGGCCUUUCCUUCCUAUUAAUGUGUUUUCAUUACAUGAAGUAAUUACUUGGAAUCCA
Molecule: messenger RNA, 3406 nt
Organism: Musa acuminata subsp. malaccensis (wild Malaysian banana)
Lineage: Eukaryota; Viridiplantae; Streptophyta; Magnoliopsida; Zingiberales; Musaceae
Source: RefSeq, a predicted model, not a curated record